AUGGCUAAUGUUGAUCGAAAUGCCCGGAGAGCGGUUACUCGGCCUCGAAGCCCACAGGCGGCCGUCCAUUCAGCACCACGACAAGCUCAAGUGUCGCUCUACGUAUUUCUAUCGCUACUUGCUAUACGUGUCGUCAAUGUCUUCGUCGUUCAGACUUUCUUCCAGCCAGACGAAUACUUCCAGUCUCUUGAGCCAGCAUGGCAGCUUGCAUUCGGUCCAGACAGUGGAGCUUGGAUCACAUGGGAAUGGCGAGAAGGUCUUCGAUCAUCAAUCCAUCCCAUGCUCUUUGCAGCAGUCUAUCGCUUCGCUGAUCAAAUUGCCAACAUUCUGAAGACCGCACCUGACAGUCGUGCUCAGAUCUUGAUCGUCGCACCUAGGAUCGCUCAAGCUGUCAUCGCAGCGAUUGGCGACUUCUAUACUUGGCGGAUAGGCUGUGAAGCAUACGGACCUCAACACACUGCAGCCUAUGCCACCUUAGCACUGACAGUACUUAGCCCUUGGCAGUUCUUCUUCUCCACCAGGACGUUCUCCAACUCGCUAGAGACGACACUUACUGCUGCGGCUUUAUACCUUUGGCCAUGGUAUUGGUCACUCCGAAUGGAACGAUCGUCCAACGCAGCAACUCAGUCUGUAGCACCGCGCAAAGCUGCUGAUCUGGAUACCAAGGAAAUGGUCGAUCAGUUCAAGAGCUUCUUGGAAGGCAGCGAUCCUAUUUCGAAAGGCAAGACGGAAUCGACAGCCAAUCAGUCGAGAUCAAAUGCCAAAGAGGCUGUUCUUGACGCUCCAGAUAACCUUUACUAUGCACUGGCGACUGCGGCGGUAGCGUGCACACUACGCCCAACAAAUAUUGUCAUCUGGGCCACGAUUGCUGGCAUCAUAGUAUAUCGUUACGGUAGCUUUGACCGGGCCAUCAAGCUUGCUACAGCGAUCUUGAUCUGCGGUACCGGUGUGCUCGCUGUCUCCAUAGGCAUGGAUAGAUCAUUCUAUGGCAAAUGGGUCGUCCCACCCGUCAACUUCUUAUACUUCAACAUUGUCUACGCAGUCGCGGGCUUCUAUGGCAUCAACCGUAUCGAUUACUAUUUCUCCGAAGGUCUUCCACUGCUCCUUACAACUGCACUGCCGUUCGCCGUCGUCGGAAUCUGGACAUCACUGCGACCCGGCAAAGACCUACCUUCUUUCCAAGGCUAUAACGAACGACAAACCAGAUUCGUGCUUUCGGUCACAGUGCUCGCUACGGUCAUAACCAUGACCAUGAUCGGGCACAAAGAAAUGCGGUUCAUCUAUCCACUACUUCCGAGCCUCCACGUCCUUGCUGCAAAGCCCAUGGCCAACUUCUUCCGCAACAUCACAACCGAUAAAGUUAGACUCGGCAUACUACUGCUGAUGCUCACGACGAACAUCUAUAUCGCCGCCUACACAACCCUGGUACACAAACGCGGCGCACUUGAUGUAAUGCACUAUCUCCGGCAUCGACAAGAGGAUCGACUGCAUCCGAUACACUACGGCUACGCGGAUCAGAUCCAUCCCAUAAGUUCUUCCAAUAUCACCGUGGGCUUCCUAAUGCCCUGCCACAGCACACCCUGGCGCUCGCACUUUGUCCACCCGCAGAUUCAAGCAUGGGCGCUGACAUGCGAACCACCCCUCCAUCUCUCGUUGGAAGAACGAAGAGACUAUCAGGACGAAGCGGAUGUAUUUUAUAAUCAUCCUGGAUCAUGGAUAGAUGACAAUCUGAAGGAUCGAAGUCUCAUCUUACCUAGUUGGGAGCGUAAGAAGCUUCAAGGUCAGACUGGAAAGAAUGCGGUGAGGAGAGGUGAUGAGGAGAGGAGAGCAUGGCCCGAGUAUCUGGUGUUCUUUGAGCAUCUGGAGCCGGUUAUGAGUAUGGUGCUGGAGGAUACUGUGUAUGAGGAGUGCUGGAGAGGUUUCAAUACUCAUUGGCAUGACGACUCAAGGAGGAGAGGAGACGUGAUUGUUUGGUGUGUGAAGGACUUGCAUCGAGAGUCGUUUGCAAGGGCCAAUUAUGGUAUAUAG
Messenger RNA from Recurvomyces mirabilis, 2028 nucleotides. It is a transcript of the gene GPI10, whose product is annotated as glycosylphosphatidylinositol anchor biosynthesis. Lineage: Eukaryota; Fungi; Ascomycota; Dothideomycetes; Mycosphaerellales; Teratosphaeriaceae. Gene Ontology annotation, cellular component: endoplasmic reticulum membrane. Gene Ontology annotation, molecular function: alpha-1,2-mannosyltransferase activity. The coding region runs from base 1 to 2028 and encodes 675 amino acids. The transcript is spliced from 2 exons. Gene Ontology annotation, biological process: GPI anchor biosynthetic process. The record is from RefSeq and is a predicted model, not a curated record.